Messenger RNA from Corylus avellana, 1137 nucleotides. RefSeq lists its product as uncharacterized. NCBI's taxonomy places the organism in Eukaryota, Viridiplantae, Streptophyta, Magnoliopsida, Fagales, Betulaceae. The record is from RefSeq and is a predicted model, not a curated record.
CCUUUAACCAAAUGAAUGGACUCUUUAUUCUUUCCUUUGUUUUUCCUACUAGCCUAUCCUAAAAGAACCCGAUCACCACCCAACGAUGAAAAGAAUACAGAAAAGAGAAAUUGCAAAGAAUCUGCAAAUAUAGUUUCCUUGCUCAGAAUUGGAUUCCCAUUCUAAGAACCCAACACCAGGUGUCUUUUUGUGGACAAUUUUAACUAGGGAGUAGGGGAAGCUUUAUCUCCCCCAUCAAAAGAAACCCCACUAUAAAUGAGAUUUUACUUCUUCUAAGUCCUCAUAGCCCUAAUCCGUAGCAGCCUAAAACCCCUUCCUCUUCCCUCAACACCCCCCAACCUUAAAAGAGUUGGUCCAAAACCAAAGCAAGAGCAAAUGAGGAAAGUAUUACUUAUAUGGGUUUUCUUCAUUCUGUCCCUCAAAGUUCUUUCACAAUCAGCAUGUGAAAGCACUUUCGCCAAAAAAGCCGGAGACCGGUCGUCUUCAAAGCUCUCAAAACAUCUUAACUGUAAGAAUGAUGUUAAAGAUUUAUAUGCACCGCUCAUGAAACCAAACAGAGAAGGUGAUCAAAGAACACAUGGGGCAGAUCAUGGAGAUCAUCAAUUAAGGGUUUUCCAAAAGGCAAAAGUAGUUUAUGGGGGUGCCAAUAACGUUAAGCCCCCCAACACUCGCAGACGAAGUGGAGCAAACUCCUUGUUAAUCAAACCCUCUUCUGGGGUUUUUGGGGUGCUCGGGCAUGUUAUAUUUGGAUUGUUGAUGUCUGUUUUCAUCUUUUGAAUGCCAUGGGUGAAUAUUGUCUUAAUCUUAAACAUAGGUAUAUAUAAGCUUCAAAGGGGGGAAAGGAAAAAUUGUUGCAAGAUGUGAUCAUUUAGCUUCAUUUUUCUCUUCUUUAAUUUGAUCAAUGUUAAGGACUAACCUUUUCAAUUCAUUAGAUCUCCAACCCUUCAUCUCUCGGGCUUUUUGUUUGACUGAGUAAAUGAUAUAUAAAACAGAAGAAAAAAGCAAAACACACAAUUCAUAUAUGCUAAAUAAUAUCUCUAAUGCUUCAGGAAAUAGUCUACCCUCUAUUAUUUAAAAUCUGCAGUUUUCUCUCUUUUUAAACCUUCUGAAUAAACAUUUACACUCGUAUUUUAUUCU